Mercurialis annua (annual mercury) is the source of this 1522-nucleotide messenger RNA. RefSeq lists its product as uncharacterized. Bases 494 to 1270 code for a protein of 258 amino acids. Gene Ontology annotation, molecular function: hydrolase activity. The transcript is spliced from 9 exons. The record is from RefSeq and is a predicted model, not a curated record. NCBI's taxonomy places the organism in Eukaryota, Viridiplantae, Streptophyta, Magnoliopsida, Malpighiales, Euphorbiaceae.
AAUUUCUUUCCUUUCACCACAUUAUUCUUUCUAGUUUUCAGUAAUAUUCUUGAGAGGUGUUGUUGCUGAUUGUUGUUUUUGUUGUUAUAGUUUAAAUUAAUUAUCUUUAUUAAAUUAUUAAAUUUUUAAGACAGUGCCCACAAGCAUAGAUUCUCUCUAUGUUGCAUAUCUCAGAGCUUAACAUCUCUCCUAGCUGGGUGGCUCAGCAAUGGCUGAUUGUGCUCUCCUCUGCUCUGAUUCUCUCUGUUCUUCAAAAGAUUUCCAUCUUUUUUUUGUCACUGUCACCUUUUAAUGGAUGCUCUUGCUCUCCCUUUUUCUUAAGCUUCAGCUUGUGUACACACUAGUUUUUUUUUUAUAUAUUAGCAGUAGUGCAAUAUUUUUGCAUAUUCACCUGUUUUUAUUCCUUUUUCCACUCUAUAAAUAGCUAUUUUCUUUCAUUAAGUUUUCAUUCAUUGCCAAGCUGUGUAGUAGUAGUAGUAGUUCCUUUAACAAAAUGAGCUACCAACAACAUCCUUCAAUGGGUUCUGGUAGUAGAACUGCUAGGAGAACUGUUGAGUUUGGGAGGACUUAUGUGGUGAGGCCUAAAGGGAAACAUCAAGCUACUAUCGUAUGGCUGCACGGUCUCGGUGAUAAUGGCUCGAGUUGGUCUCAGCUCCUGGAAGGCCUUCCUCUUCCAAAUAUUAAAUGGAUUUGUCCCACAGCUUCUACACGUCCCGUGGCACUUCUGGGUGGAUUUUCUUGCACUGCAUGGUUUGAUGUGGCAGAGAUAUCAGAAAAUAGUCCAGAUGACUGGGAAGGUUUAGAUUCCUCAGCAGCACACAUUGCAAAUUUGUUGUCAACAGAGCCAACUGAUGUUAAAGUCGGUAUUGGAGGCUUCAGCAUGGGUGCUGCAAUAGCACUUUACUCUGCAACUUGUGCUGCCCUUGGACGAUAUGGAAAUGGCAAUCUGUACCCUAUUAACCUCAGGGCAGUUGUUGGGCUUAGUGGCUGGCUUCCUGGUUCAAGGAGCUUAGGGAGCAAAAUGGAAGUAUCACAUGAUGCGGCAAGGCGUGCUGCAUCCUUGCCCAUUUUGCUUUGUCAUGGAUCAAAUGAUGAUGUUGUGUCCUAUAGCUACGGAGAGAAAUCUGCUCACGCUUUAAAUUCAGCAGGUUUUCGACAUCUCACAUUCAGACCAUAUGACGGGCUCGGGCAUUACACAGUUCCUAAAGAAAUGGACGAGGUUCGCAAUUGGCUCGCAGCAAAACUGGGCCUAGAGGGAUCACACUCAUAAGGCGAUUGAUGGAAGACUCGUCAUCUUCUAGCCGGAGCUAGAGAUGAUGUAAACAGGGAAAAAAUAAUAUGAGAAGGAAAAGAAAUGGAUUUGUAUAAGUAGGUAGUAAAUAGAAUGGGUGAUGGGUAUAUGGUAUAGAUAUGUUAACCUUCCUAAUUCCCUUUUUGUCUCCUUUCCUGCACUGAAAAAUAAAGCUUUGGAUUUGGCUUGUAGAAUUUUAGAAGUAAUAUUAUGUCUACCAAAUUUUGCUAA